Messenger RNA from Mauremys reevesii (Reeves's turtle), 1829 nucleotides. RefSeq names its product aurora kinase A and ninein interacting protein (gene AUNIP). Gene Ontology annotation, cellular component: centrosome; spindle pole. The record is from RefSeq and is a predicted model, not a curated record. The transcript has 5 exons. Bases 274 to 1569 code for a protein of 431 amino acids. Gene Ontology annotation, biological process: spindle organization. NCBI's taxonomy places the organism in Eukaryota, Metazoa, Chordata, Testudines, Geoemydidae.
CCGCCCCCCCGUGCCGGUUGCGGGGAAGAGGCGGGAAGGGGGGUUGCUCGGCGGGAGAGUUCGUUGGCCGCGGCGCGCGCUGGCUCGCGGGCCCCUGGGGCGGGAGCGGCCUGUCGCGGCCGGUUCCUGGAACUGGGUCCAGUACUCUAGCGCCGCAGAGUGGGACAGUUACUGCCUAUGUCUUCCACGUAACCUCCGGCCUCCCUUUCAGCAGUACUGCGACCCUGGCUGCAGCGGGUCCCUCAUUAUUUGUAUACAGAGAAAGGAUCAGCCAUGAAAUGUGUAAGAAAAAGAAGCACUGCUGAGCAGUUUGAGACUUGUGGCAUCUGGCUGGACACUGCAAAGUUAAAGAAGCGCAAAAUACAGACUCUCGUAUCCAAGCCAACUUCAAACAUGCCAAAUCCACUUCUUGAGAGGAACUAUAAUAGUCACAUUUCAGUUAAUUUUACUCAGACAAGUCUUUCCCAGCCAUACACCAGGCAAACUACCAUCUCUUCAUUCUUCAGCAUUCAACCAACAGGUGAAAAGGAUGAUGACAAAAACUUAAAGACAUAUCCUCUUAUGUCAAAUAAAGGAGAGGGCUCGGAUUUCUUGGCUGCCUCUUCUAUGAAGAACUCUGAGGCUGCUAAGUUAGAGGAAGCCCAGGCACUAAUCUUGAGCCCUCCAGAGGACAACAUUCAGGAGUACAGGUGGCUGGCUACACAAGACACACAAGGCUUGAACAUUCCCCUGCUGAACUAUACCUUCCCACAAGCACAGUCUAACAGCAGGAGUGAGUGCACAGCCCUUGCAAGGACUUCUGCUGAUGAGACAGAAGACUCUUUCUCCAUAAACUUCACCCAGGAUUCAGAGGGAAAUAGGGUUCUAGCUCACAGGAAUUCAGUUGACUCAUUCACUGGAAGAAUUUCUGUAGCAAAUGAGAGAAUUUCAAGGAAGAGAGAGAGUUACUGUAUAGGUGAGAAAGAGGGCCAUUUGUGCCAUGAGAGGGGGAGAACUAGAGUGGGUCUCAAACCUAAACACCUGAUGAAGCAAGGUAGGAGGAGAUGCAAAAACCUGCCUCCUCGUGGAAUUUCUUUUAUGGAUUUCUCAGAGGUUGAGAAUGUAUGUCCUGCUCCCAAGGGUAAUGAAGGCCAGCAGACCAAUUGUCCUCUAUCCCAGGGGCAAACAACUAAAGCAGAGCUUUUGAGAGACAGUAGUCAAAAUUUUGCUGGCUUUUGGACAAGAAACUGUCACAAUAUGGGUGGUUCAGCAGAAGAGCAGGGGGCCAGUAACAGUAGUCCUACCACACAGUUGUUUACCCAGGAUUCAGAGGGAUACAGAGUCAUUUCUCACCAGCACUUCUAUGAGAGCGUCAGAUCGCCUUUGCAGAAAAAGUAUCUACAGGACAAAACCAACUUUGUCCAUAGAGUGCCUUGCUCACCCUCUGUAGGCUGCUUUAAGGUUUAUUCUUCAGGGGUACAGGACAGAACUCCUUUAGCUACUACAGCCGUGAAUUUAAGUGAGCCUGAGUCAUCCUAUGAUUUGUUAUUCACUGAGGAUUCAGAAGGAAAUAGAAUUAUCAAACACUGAUUCAGUAGUAAUUUUUUUCUGAGUAAAGAUGCUGAAAAAUUGACAUUUUUUAGAUGUACAUGAAAAUUUCUCUAAAGCCUACACAGUGUCUCACUUUCUUUAAGAAAGAUACAAGGAAUAUGUAAGUGUAAACACUGCAUAUACGGCCUUUGGCUAUGAAUGGUAUAGACCCAAACCCACAGGCUCCUUACUCUGCAUGCAGGGUUGUCUUUGAUUAAAGAGAUUGUGUGUGCAAAUAAAGUGAUAGUUUUAUAGUAAAA